CAUUUUCUCGUGUAUCACACCAUAUGAGAUUCCAUGAAUUAUUCCUUUUGCGUGAAGAAUAUCAUAUGUUAAAGCCAUAAACGCCUUUCAUUUGCUUAUUUUCUCUCGAAAAGUUAUUAGUUGUUAUAGGCUGUUCUAACAUGUUACCAGUUUUAUUGAUUUAUCGAUUUUAUCGAGUGCUUUGCUUUCAACGGCUAGAAUGCUACAUCAUAGCCUCCUCUAAGUGAUUUUCCAAUGUGUGCCUAGCUAGUUUACUUACCAUAUAUUUUGAGUGACAAUGAAUGGGGCUCUGUAGUUUGUAGCUGGUGCAAUCUUGCGUGCGUGUCUAUUCCGAUAUUGCGGACAAAUCUUUGUUGACGUCACAGGACGCAUUGGUAUCGGCACAGACACACGCUAGCACAUCUCUCAAUCAUCACUAACCCAUUUUAGUUACCGUAGUUACUUAUUUUCAGCUUUUCCCUCGUAUUUGUCUUAGAAAACGCACUUAUAUAUGUUUGUACAUAUACGUGCUGGUUUUCGUUAAUGAGUAAUAUGUAUUUUAAUCUUUACCUUCUGCUAACCCACAAAAUGGAAUUCUCAUUAUAUUCGGCACUGUCUGCAAGAUUCUACUCCAUAUUGCGUGUUCUCUCUGUUUUUUUUACCAUCCUUUUCCCAGUUACCGGUUUGUGCUGCUUUCCAGUGUAUGUUUCUUCCCGAUUAUCGAUCGCUAUUGAUCGACAUUGUAACAGAGGUGUAUGUUUCCUAUUGAUCUAAUCCCAAGAAAUGCCUUUUGUCUUUGAUAUAUCCCAUGAAACUGUGUCUUUUAACGUAGCGUACAAAAUUGUAGCGUCCCGUGUCUUGAUUCGAUCGAUAAUUUGACAGCAUUCGAUGUAAGAAAAGCAAUUUACGAUUUAGAUCGAAUCAUGUGCACAGAUAGCGCUUCUCAGUGUUAUAUAUGGGUCAGCAGAUACUUUUACAAAUUGAUUAAAGAGUGAUUUGAUUGUAGACACAUCGGUUGCUAGUUUGACAUACGCAUCAUCAUUAUCGGUCGGUUUCAUUGAUUCCCCAUGAUUUCUCCUCCACAAUAUAGUCGUCUAUUUCGUUUAUUAUUGACUUAUUAUUGUUUGUUGAACUUCUGUUUAAUCUCAAACUGUUCGAUUAUAAUGUGACUGCUGGAUUCAUAUGGUUUUGAGGUGGGAAUGAUCGUUUAUAUGAGUCCAGUGGUCCUUCAUCGACUUUCGCUGUUGUCUUUAUAUGUGUUUACAUGAAGUUGUUCGCGCUACAUGUUAGUAAAAGUUUGGAAAUGAUUGGUGUUUCAUUUCGAUAUGAAGCGGUUCAGAGCCGGCUAGCUAUUUGCGAAAUGGUUUUCGUUAUGUCAUCGGUAGAACCUCAUGAUCUUAGCCUUCCAAGCGAAUCAUCAUCGUCAUCAUCAACGUGUAUACCAGCCAAUGCGGGUCAUUCGUCACAAACAGAAAUCAAGGUUGAGAAAGUGAACCAUAGCUGGACGGUUAAGAAUUUCUCUCACUGUUAUCAAGAAUAUUUGGAAAAUUUCGUCUAUCUGUCAAGAGGCGAUGAAACUUUAACAUGGUCAAUAAAGAUCUAUCCGAAAGGCAAUGGAGAGAACAACAAGGACUUUGUAUUCCUGUGUCUGAAUCGAGUUGUGAACAGCAACGCAAAAUCAACUAAAAUAGGAUUCAAGUCACGAUUCAUGCUCAGGACAGCUGAACUCAAGGAAAUUGAUAUGCGAAUUCAUCCGAAUCCAUCGCAUUCCGAUUAUGUUUCCUACAUAAAACGAGAUAUACUAUUUCCACAAAUCCUCCCACGAGAUCUGAUCAUAGUAAAUGUCGAAAUUGACGUAGCCGUUGAGACCAUCACGACAACUACCGAGCCUAUCAUGACAUCAAACUGUGAACAGCAGCUAGUGGAAGACUAUCAGCGAUUAUUCCGUGAUGACUUGCUGACAGAUUUCACAAUUCGAGUUGGAGGACGAGAAAUUCGUGCUCAUAGGGCAAUAUUGGCUGCCAGGUCUCCCGUUUUCCAAGCGAUGUUGAUGCAUGAAUUGACGAAUGAGACGAAGAGCGGUAUCCUGGAGAUUUGCGAUCUGGACUAUGAAGUUGUUUAUGAGCUAAUUUACUAUAUCUAUUGUGGAAGAUGCCAGAAAGAAAUAGGCGAUAUAGCAACUGAUUUGCUAAUAGCAGCUGACAAAUAUCGAUUGGUGGAAUUGAAGAAUCACUGCGAGAAGUUCCUGGUCGAGAAUCUAUCCAAUGAAAAUGUGUGCCAGCUACUGAUUCUGGGAGAUUUGUACAAUGCAGAGCGAUUGCAAGAGCGAGCUGUACAGUUCAUACUUCAACGGCCUAAAUAUAUCACAUCGACACCAGGAUGGGACGACAUAUUGAAACAGCAUCCUCAUCUAGUGACAAGAAUUGUCAAUCAUUUUGAUAAGGCUCCCACAUCAGGCAGUGCAACGACGGAUCCACUGGCAAUUCCUCCACCAUCUUUGUGAACGACGCACUUGCUGUCGGGUCAGCAUAUGACGUCAUGUUCUUCCUAAUCUAGAUGAUGUGAUUCACUUCUAAAAUUUCUAGUAGUACGCUCGUUUAGCCAAUUUUCCCUAAGAUCACUUCUGAAAUCUUCCAUCUGGUUGGUCCUAUCACAACCUUUACAGUCAGCAAUUCCUUUUCUACGUUGCGAUUUACAUUGCUUUCGACUGAUUCCAUAAAAACGGGCCGCGUAGCUGUAAGGCAUGUAGUGGGAUGUCUUUAGCGGUUCAAAUGCUCGCUGCCCUGCCAAGUCUAUCGCUAUAUGGGUAUGUUCCUAUGCUACUAAUACUACUACUACUACGAUUAUUACUGCGAUAUUAUUCGCUUGUCUGCUAUCGCUGUAACAUGGCAGCUAUGGGGGUAAAUCUUAUUCGCAUAGUAUGAAAAAAAAACCGCGCUAAUUUUGUUCUAUGUUGAUUUUUCUGCUUGUUCACUUCAAUCGGCGGUGACCAUUAGUCCUAAAUUCAUGAUGAGCUGAUCAUGACGAAAAUGAGGGUUUGAGUGGGUAUAUGACAUCUGAAAUGAUUGCUGCGGUUUCAUUGUACUUAAUCUAUAUAUCCUUAUAUGUAUCGGGAAAUCUUGUCUCUUCCGGUUAAUUAAUGCGUGUGUGCAGGUCGAAAUCACAGAGCGCUUUUGCGAGCCACAUUCACAAAGUCGGGCUGAUUCGAGCUAAUUUUCCCCCUCAAAAUUGAGUCAAAACGUGGGUAUUAUUUGCGAUUUUUGAUUUUCAUCCAUUAUUUGUUGUGUCGAACGCUUGGGGUAAUUCUUAUCUUCUUACUUCCCCUAUACGACUUCUUUAACAGAUGUGUGCCGCAGGAAGUGUGCUUAAGUGUUUUUCCAUGCGUCAUUUUUUUCGUCAAAAGUUACAAUAUUGCGUAAGCGUAAUGCCGCAUUGUAUGUUAUUUUUGCUUAACUGUACUUUUAACAUGAUGCUUUGAAUUGCUUGUGGUCGAGGCAUCACUUUUUCAACAAUGUAUCAUGUUCAUUUUUGUUCAUUAAUAAGUGUUCAUUAUGCUUAAGCUGUUGAAAUGCUGAAUAAAGAAGUUCACUUUGCGAAUAAGAUCAU
This is a messenger RNA of Cylicocyclus nassatus, 3585 nucleotides long. The record is from the annotation of a GenBank genome assembly. Lineage: Eukaryota; Metazoa; Nematoda; Chromadorea; Rhabditida; Strongylidae.